UACUUGCGCAAAUGAAAGUUUCGUUCAAUUAAUCUUCCCAAAAACAAACCAAUCUAUUAAAUAUUAGAUCUAGAUUUAAAUAUAAAUCUAUUUUAAUAAAGUAAACAGAAUUUUAAUUAUUGCCACUCAUUCUUUAAUGACAAGAAAUUCUACCAUUAUCUACAGCAGACUACAAACCAAUCAGGUCAACCUGAGCAUUCAGCCUACCUACAGUGUUGUAGAGGACUACAAACAGAACAACCUGAGCAUUCAGCCUACCUACAGUGUUGUAGAGGACUACAAACAGAACAACCUGAGCAUUCAGCCUACCUACAGUGUUGUAGAGGACUACAAACAGAACAACCUGAGCAUUCAGCCUACCUACAGUGUUGUAGAGGACUACAAACAGAACAACCUGAGCAUUCAGCCUACCUACAGUGUUGUAGAGGACUACAAACAGAACAACCUGAGCAUUCAGCCUACCUACAGUGUUGUAGAGGACUACAACUACAAACCAAUCAGGUCAACCUGAGCAUUCAGCCUACCUACAGUGUUGUAGAGGACUACAAACAGAACAACCUGAGCAUUCAGCCUACCUACAGUGUUGUAGAGGACUACAAACAGAACAACCUGAGCAUUCAGCCUACCUACAGUGUUGUAGAGGACUACAAACAGAACAACCUGAGCAUUCAGCCUACCUACAGUGUUGUAGAGGACUACAACUACAAACCAAUCAGAUCAACCUGAGCAUUCAGCCUACCUACAGUGUUGUAGAGGACUACAAACAGAACAACCUGAGCAUUCAGCCUACCUACAGUGUUGUAGAGGACUACAAACAGAACAACCUGAGCAUUCAGCCUACCUACAGUGUUGUAGAGGACUACAAACAGAACAACCUGAGCAUUCAGCCUACCUACAGUGUUGUAGAGGACUACAACUACAAACCAAUCAGGUCAACCUGAGCAUUCAGCCUACCUACAGUGUUGUAGAGGACUACAAACAGAACAACCUGAGCAUUCAGCCUACCUACAGUGUUGUAGAGGACUACAAACAGAACAACCUGAGCAUUCAGCCUACCUACAGUGUUGUAGAGGACUACAAACAGAACAACCUGAGCAUUCAGCCUACCUACAGUGUUGUAGAGGACUACAAACAGAACAACCUGAGCAUUCAGCCUACCUACAGUGUUGUAGAGGACUACAAACAGAACAACCUGAGCAUUCAGCCUACCUACAGUGUUGUAGAGGACUACAACUACAAACCAAUCAGGUCAACCUGAGCAUUCAGCCUACCUACAGUGUUGUAGAGGACUACAAACAGAUCAACCU
Molecule: messenger RNA, 1307 nt
Organism: Physella acuta
Lineage: Eukaryota; Metazoa; Mollusca; Gastropoda; Physidae
Source: RefSeq, a predicted model, not a curated record